This is a messenger RNA of Zea mays, 3109 nucleotides long. RefSeq lists its product as uncharacterized. The record is from RefSeq and is marked validated. Gene Ontology annotation, molecular function: protein binding. NCBI's taxonomy places the organism in Eukaryota, Viridiplantae, Streptophyta, Magnoliopsida, Poales, Poaceae. The transcript is spliced from 2 exons. Bases 185 to 3004 code for a protein of 939 amino acids.
GCGUACUCGCGUUCAGUUCAAGGUCAGCCCAGGCCGGCCCCGUCCCUCCUCCGCACGGACCUGACGCGGGGCACGGUCGAGGACGGCGGCGCAGGGCGGGGUGGAGGUCUCCAGGACGCAAGGCACUAGCGGGCUCCUCCCUCCCGCGCGGGCACCAACGGCGAGCGGAGGACUGGCGCUGGCAAUGGCUAAUGGCGCGAAGCAACAGCUGAUACGCUGCCGCCUCCUAUCGCUCCCCUUCCUCCGCCGCGGCAUCCACUCCUCCGUGCCAACUUCGGUCGGCGCCGCUACAGAUGCUACACUCCUGGGUCGCCUCACCCGCCUCCUCCUCCUCCACCGUUUCUCUGCCGUCGCUCGCCUCCUCUCCUCCUCGGCCCCCCUCACCCCUGCACUCCUCCACGCGGCGCUGCGCCGGGUCCGCCUCGACGCCGACGCCGCGGUGCACCUCUUCCGCCUCGCCCCUUUCCCCCCUUCCCUCCUCGCGCACGCCCAGCUGCUCCACAUCCUCGUCCGCGCCCGGCGCUCCGCCGACGCCCGCGCGAUCCUGGCAUCCCUCCUCUCCGCACGGCCCCCGGCUCCGCCUCUCUUUCCGCACCUCGUCGAGGUAUAUAAGGAGUUCUCCUUCUCCGCAGCCUCAUUCGACCUGCUCCUCCGUGCACUUGCCAACGCCGGCCAACUCGACGGCGCCCUCCAGGUGUUCGACGAAAUGCGAACGCUCGGGUGCCGCCUUAGCAUGCGGUCCUGCAACAGUAUACUCAACAGGUUAGCACAGACUGGGGACCUGGGCGCCACAGUGGCAGUGUUUGAGCAGAUGCAGCGUGCAGGGGCUCUGCCAGACAAGUUCACGGUGGCGAUUAUGGCAAAGGCUUACUGCAAGGUUAAGGGGGUGGUGCAUGCAUUGGAGUUCGUGGAGGAGAUGACAAAGAUGGGUGUGGAGGUGAACCUAGUGGCGUACCAUGCGGUGAUGAAUGGCUAUUGUGAGGUGGGGCAGACCAACGAUGCAAGAAGGAUGUUGGACUCGCUGCCUGGGAGAGGUUUUUCACCGAAUAUAGUUACAUAUACAUUGCUUGUGAAGGGAUAUUGUAAUGAGAAGAACAUGGAGGAGGCUGAGGGGGUUGUUCAGGAGAUUAGGAAGAAUAAGCAGCUUGUGGUUGAUGAGGCUGUUUUUGGUGCAGUGAUCAAUGGCUAUUGCCAAAUGGGAAGAAUGGAGGAUGCAGCUCGAUUAUUGAAUGAGAUGGUGGAUUCUAGGCUCCAGGUUAAUUUGUUUGUGUAUAACAUAAUGAUUAAUGGAUAUUGCAAGUUGGGGAGAAUGGUGGAAGCACAUAACAUUUUGCAUGAAAUGACAGGUGUUGGUGUGAGGCCUGACACAUACAGUUACAAUAGCCUAGUUGAUGGGUAUUGCAAAAAGGGUUUGAUGAACAAGGCUUUCGAAACAUAUAAUACAAUGUUAAGGAAUGGAUUCGCGGCGACGACAUUAACAUAUAAUGCCCUCCUAAAAGGUUUUUGCUCGCUUGGCUCAAUCGAUGAUGCGCUCAGACUUUGGUUCCUGAUGUUGAAGAAAGGUAUUGCACCUAAUGAAAUCAGUUGUAGCACCUUGCUUGAUGGUUUCUUCAAGUCAGGUAAAACUGAGAAGGCCUUAAAUCUUUGGAAAGAAACCUUAGCAAGGGGUUUAGCAAAAAAUACAACCACAUUUAACACAGUUAUCAAUGGGUUGUGUAAGAUUGAGAGGAUGCCUGAAGCAGAAGAGCUUGUUGACAAAAUGAAGCAAUGGAGAUGUCCUCCUGAUAUUAUAACUUACAGAACAUUAUUUAGUGGUUAUUGUAAGAUAGGUGACAUGGAUAGAGCUAGCCGCAUUCUGAAUGAACUGGAAAAUUUAGGUUUUGCUCCUACAAUUGAAUUUUUCAAUUCUUUGAUAACUGGACACUUCAUAGCUAAGCAACAUGGAAAGGUGAAUGAUAUACUCUUUGAAAUGAGUAAUAGGGGACUUUCUCCUAACACGGUCGCAUAUGGAGCUCUGAUUGCUGGAUGGUGUAAAGAGGGAGAUUUGCAUACAGCCUAUAACUUAUAUCUUGAAAUGAUUGAGAAAGGUCUGGUACCAAAUCUUUUUAUUUGCAGUUCUUUAGUGAGUUGUUUCUACAGGAAGGGAAAGUUUGAUGAGGCAAAUUUAGUGUUGCAAAAUCUUGUGGGUACUGACAUGAUUCCAGAUAUCAGUGCGCCCAGACUUGAGAUAGGGAAAGUAGCAAAUUUCAUUGAUACCGUUGCUGGUGGAAAUCAUCAUUCUGCAAAAAUCAUGUGGAACAUUGUUAUUUUUGGUCUAUGCAAAUUGGGAAGGAUUGAAGAUGCUAAAAACUUGUUGGCAGAUCUAAAAGACAAGGGGUUUGUUGCUGAUAAUUUCACUUAUUCUAGCCUCAUCCAUGGUUGUUCUGCUUCAGGAUUUGUUGAUGUAGCUUUUGAUUUGAGGGAUACAAUGUUGAGUGUUGGUCUCACUCCAAAUAUAGUAACCUACAAUUCUCUUAUAUAUGGUCUCUGCAAGUCUGGGGAGUUAUCCAGGGCUGUCAGUCUUUUUAAGAAGUUGUGGACAAAGGGUAUAUCCCCUAAUGCUAUCACAUAUAAUACAUUAAUUGAUAAGCAUUGCAAGGAUGGUUACAUAACCGAGGCCUUUAAACUAAAGCAAAGGAUGAUAGAGGAAGGUAUUCAUCCUACUGUGUUCACCUAUUCUAUACUGAUUAAUGGUCUCUGUACUCAAGGCUAUAUGGAAGAAGCAAUCAAGCUUCUUGAUCAAAUGAUUGAGAAUAAUGUGGAUCCAAAUUAUGUCACAUAUUGGACACUGAUUCAAGGUUAUGUUAGAUGUGGUAACAUGAUAGAGAUUUCAAAGAUUUAUGAUAAGAUGCAUAUCCAUGGACUUCUGCCCACCAAUGUUUCUGGGGAUGUAAAACAAUCAUGUCCUGCUAUACACAACCCGAAUAGAGAAACAUGUCAGAUGAAGAUGCACAGCCAGUGCUAGCUGCUAUCACAUUCUUUGCAUGUCUACUUCUUUUGAAAGAUGGCAGUGACUUAUGUUUGUAUGAGGAGCAAAUCAUGGGACCCAUUUCUAUCUUGGGAUGAUAUC